Messenger RNA from Exaiptasia diaphana, 4753 nucleotides. RefSeq lists its product as uncharacterized. The record is from RefSeq and is a predicted model, not a curated record. NCBI's taxonomy places the organism in Eukaryota, Metazoa, Cnidaria, Anthozoa, Actiniaria, Aiptasiidae. The transcript has 9 exons. The coding region runs from base 278 to 4333 and encodes 1351 amino acids.
CUGACUACCAAAGCAAAAAUUUCAGUACGUUCUCUGAUCUUUUUCGAGAGCGUAUUAAAACAUUUUUGAGCUAAAAAAGCGAACAAAAAAGCGAGAAUUUCCAUUUCAGAUCUACGCGUUCUUAAUUUGUAUUCUUAGAAUCAAAUUAGAACACGUUCCUACAGAAGUAAUCGUCUACAGAAGUGGUUGGUAUCAAAGGUAAUUACUAUCUCAAGUCAAUCGUAUAUUAUUGUUGUUUGCCUUUGUUUUUUUUUUCUUUCCUUUUCACUGUUUCAGCAUGAUACGAAUGCCCAAGUUCCGAAGAAACGAAGACGGGUUCCUGAUCCUAUCCUACAGCGACGAAGCCAACCAAGUCUUCAAGAAGAACAAGGAAAAGUCAUCGGAGAAAAUUAGUAAACCUCACGAAGAGGUCAGAAAACAAGCCAUUGAAGCUGUUAAAAAAAGAAAAGGUGAUGUCAAUAACGAUCUUGAUGUUCAGGGAGAGUACUUGGUCCAGUUUGGAGGAUAUCAAGGUCAAUCUUUCAUAUGGAUGCUUGAAAAUGUACUAUCAUAUGCUGGAUGGUUUGUAGACAACAUGCGCAAAGAGAAGCCUGGAAAAUCAAACCUUAGCCAAAACAAAUUUGCUUUCAAGACCUACGUUGAGUCCUUUAGAGAGGGUCGUGAGAUCGUAGCCAAAAAGAGAAGAGCACGCGAACAAAAAGAGAAGGAAGAGGAGUUAAAAGCAAAGGAAAAAGGACAAGUACCAACACCAACUGUCCCUAAAUCACUUCCUGCUAGUGCAACAACUGGACACCUAAGCACACACAGAGUUGCAGCAAAGUAUUCAUCAUCUGCUGUUGCAGCUGCAUCCAAGUUUAAACCAACAGUUCCACCACAGACCAGAUGCAGAAAGUCAGCCACAUGUACUUCUACUAGCACGAGUACAAUUACUACUGCAACAGUAUCAAGAGAUGACGAUCAAGAGAUUUUGGCUAUUGCUGAAAAAAUAGAGGAAAACUUAGUUCACAAACCACAACAACAGCCACAACCAGAGCCUGAAGAGUCAAUAGAGUCAACACAAGAGUUAACACCUGAGGAAGUACAACCAGCAAUCCCUGAACCGAUGUCUCAAUGUCCAGAAACACCACAGGUCCCAACAGCUCCAAUGGCACCAUCAGUCAGUGAAAUAGAUCCAGAUCAUCCCCUCCUACCAGAGGGCUGGAGAAAGACAUUGCCAAAGGCAGACCAUCUUUGGGUAUCUCAGGCUCUGUUCACCACUGAAAAGGGGAAAACAGUACUUGAUUGGAAUAGAGUUGACAAGCUAUGGUGGGAUCCCCCAAAGCCACCACUUAUCCCUGGUAGGCAACCAAGCCCUGAUCAGUACUUUGCCCAACGACUGCUUCUUUGGAUGCCCAGGAAACUGUGGAAGGUCACUUUAUACUGUCCCCAUUCAGGGUGUGAUAAAAAACCACUAAUCAGUGCUGGAAUCUACAAAACAGUUCGCCAAGUAGUAGACAUUGACUGCAACUACAACCUUGCUGCUGAAUACUUGGAAUGCAAAUCUUGUAAGAGAAAAGUUAUCAGUUGGAGUCCUGGUAUUGUAAGCCGGCUAGAUAUGGGCCAUCAACUUCUAUUUCCGGUACUGUUAACCUAUCAGUAUGCCUGUGAUGUCAGAGUGAUCAGACUAUUGAGGGAUAGAGGUCUUGGUAAUAGCUCCACACAGCUACAAAGGAAGCUCACUGAAGAACAUAGUGAAAACUACCUGCAGAGAUCAAGCUAUUACUUUACUGAGUGUGAACAUUUUGCAAAGCAGGUGAAGAGUCUUCUAACUGGACCAUUUACAUUCCAAGAGCCUCCACCCUUUGUACCUGUGCCURAGUACAAAUGGCUGCUGACCGUCUAUGCACAAGAUGUGAUGACUAGAAUAGACUACAUUAAAUCCUCCAUUACCUCCAUCUUUGGACACAUAUUGAAGAUGGAUUCAACAAAGAAAAUUGUAAAGAAGCUUGCUGGAAGCAGUGCUGACACUGCAGCAUGGGCCACCAAUAUUGGUAAUGAAAGGGGACAAGUGCUGAUGUCUGUGUUGACUGUCAACGAAGGAGCUGGAUUAGAAAACAUGGCAAAUGGGCUGAUGAGGCGCUAUUCUAUGGCUGGUGUUACACCUCCUGAAGUACUUUAUGUUGACAGAGACUGCUGUUCUGGGACCACUGUAAAGACUAAAGAGCUCUUUUCACUCUGGGAUAAAUUAAUCAUAAGGCUGGACAUCUGGAACUUCAUGAGACGCUUUGCAGCUGGAUGCACAACUGAAUCCCAUCCASUCUACGGUGCGUUCCUCAGCCGUCUCUCACAAUGUAUUUUCACGUGGAGUGAUGAAGACCUGGAACUGUUAAAAUCAGCUAAGAAGAGUCAGCUACAGCAAGAAGGUAUUGCAGACCCUUCAGAUGAAGCUGUCGUUKCAAAGAUCACACGACRAGAGCUUGCACUACAUUGUCGUAGGAAGACCCGUGGAAUAGUUCAGACUGCCACCAUGAUCUAUGACCUUCUGAUGACAUUCAGUGGUCCUCAGGGAUGUGACUCUGCUGGAGUUCCUCUUAUAGACAAUCAGCGAAUAUGGCAAAUAUGGGACACCCAGCAACGCCACAUUGAAUGCAUCCAAGAUCCUGCUGGUGUGCAGCUGUAUACUCAGACAGGAGUACUCAAAAAGGGAGAUGUCAUACUACCCACUUAUAGAUGUGCAAGGGGAUCAACAUCUCUAGAGUCAUUCCACCUGCACAUAAACAGAUUUGUCCCAGGAACCUUAGCUAGUGACAUGCACUUCCAAGCCUAUUUGCUAGAUGGUUUAUUGCGGUGGAAUGCUGAUCGGGCUACCAGUGCUGUGGCUGGUGGUACUACAGGACCUGAAUCCUACAGUGGAGCACUCAAGCAGGCUGUUAAUGAACAGAGCAUGAGAGUUAUAGGAAGAGAAAUAGCUCCCAGUGUACAGAAUGUUGGAAUCUACACUGGUGAAUGUAUUGGAGUAGAAUAUUUGUACAAUCAAACGGGUGAAGUCCUUAGGGAUAACACCAUAGACGAAGAUGUACAGCAGCCUGGAGUCGAACCCCUCUCAGAUGUGGAUCCUGACCAAAUUGAUGAAGGAUUUGAAGAUGCCAAUGAUGAGACCGUAUCAAGAGCAGAAGAGGUAUUCAUUGUGCCAACUGGCAGUGAUGAAGGAUCAGACAAGAAUAAUUCUGAUCAAGACUCUGCUGAGGACACGUCAAAUGAAUUAUCGUGUGAGGCAGAUGUCUCUGUCGGGCCUGAUCACAUUGAAGGAUACAGACAAGUUCAGGAUUUGGCAGAAUAUCUGGUUUCAUUGAGAGAGGGAAGUAUGGCCUUGUCGAAUACCCAAGCCAAAGAGAUUAUAAAAUUGUGGACCAAUCUUCAUGACUAUGACAAACGACCAACCACAUUUGCUCCACGACACCGUACACAGCUAACAAAGGGUAAAUUCAAAGCCCCAAAGAGACGAACUACAAAUAUCAUCCCAGGCCUAGAUAGCACUAAGAGAUGUUUUCUAGGCGCAAACUCUGGUCCAGCACUUUGCAACCGAUAUGUUGAGGCAGUUAUCUCCAGACUGUGUGAGCAAUACCCUGGACCUGAAAGAUCAAAAGGAGACUCUAAAGCACGAUGGACACUUGUUUGCAAAGCCUACAGGGAGGUUAAGGAGAGGAUUGUCAGCAAUGGUAAGGUGAUGAGGGAAACAGCCAUUCAGAUGCCAGAGGUCAACCAAACAACAGUCAGUCAGUGGUUCAUCAAGAGACAAAAAAAGACAGAGCAGGAAACAUUGAAGCAGGGAUUAAGACCACCUCCUCAUGCACCAUCUACAAGUCAGGAACUACCAGCAGCUGUUCCAUUGCCUCAAACUCUACCUSAGGUUACCUUCCCAUUGCCAUUCACCUUUGCCUUUCCRSAGAACACCACUGGAAAGGCUACUCUUAAAGGUUCUCGUCMACCUGUUGCAAUACAACCAAUGCCAGCCAAAACAGUUCAACCAGUCSCAAUACAACCAAGACCUGUCCAAGUAGCUAUUAAACCAGUACCUGCAACAAUAGUGCAUUCUGCUAUAGGCCCAGUUCCUAUCCAGCCAAAAGCUGUAGACACACAACCUGAAACAACAAUAUCUCGAAAAAGAAAUAGAAACCGAACUAGCAAAGAUCAKAAAUCACCCUAUGAAAAGACAUGUUCAUACUGUGGAAAGCCUAGAGAACCCACAACUCAUAGAAUGUAUUAUGGACAGUGGUACUGUAAAAACACUAUGAGUGAGGACUUUGAAAGCUGGAAAAGCCAUCAAAGCUCUAAAAGAAAGAAAACAGAAUAAACAAACAUUGCCGGGUGCUGGGCGGCAAUAACAAACCUGGCUCCCUCAGUUAUCAGUCAGAUUCUGAGGAAGGGUGGUGGUGUCCCUUGGUGGAGGAAAUGCCAUCAUAAAACCACAAAACUUCUAAUGCCGCCUAGAUUACAGUGAAAACACUCAAACAAUGAACACUUGACUUUACUUUAUUUUUUCAUUAAUUUUAUUUUUUUUUAUUUCUUUUUUAUUUUUCUUUUUUCUUUUUAUUUGUUCAUUGAUUGAGUGUCAACAUUGUAAUAGCUGKUAUUACAGUUAAUAUCAAAUGUUUUCCUUGAAGUCAUUUGCAAUUAACUGUAAUAACAGCUCUUGCUAGUAGGUCCCAAGCCCUAUAAAGUCAGAGGGGAAGUUUGUAUAAGUGAUGAUAUUAUUCUAUUAAAAGUCGCUAAA